This is a messenger RNA of Microplitis mediator, 545 nucleotides long. RefSeq lists its product as uncharacterized. The record is from RefSeq and is a predicted model, not a curated record. Bases 91 to 423 code for a protein of 110 amino acids. Gene Ontology annotation, cellular component: mitochondrion. Lineage: Eukaryota; Metazoa; Arthropoda; Insecta; Hymenoptera; Braconidae. The transcript is spliced from 3 exons.
CUUAAUCCGCUUGCAUUUAUUUUUAUAAGCAGAAAUUCGCCCACUUCAUUUUUCAUUUUGUCAAUAAAAUAAAAAUUACACAUAUUAAAAAUGUCUGGGCGCGAGACGAUAGAUUUGUCUCCUGUUCAAAAAGAAAUAUUAGAACAUCGUGCAGCGAGACGUAAUAAAUUACGUUAUGAGUAUUUGAAACAAACUCAAAAUCCUUAUCGUCAUGGGCUGGGUAUUGGAGGUUGUGUUGAAGAUGUUGGAAUAAAUCGUUUCAUGGCAAUGAAAGUAUCAGCAACUCAUUUUUUCAAACCAUCAUGGAAAAAUGCUGGCUUUAUGACUGCAGUUUGUGUGAUACCAAUAGUAGCUCUCACAUACGGUUGUUAUCACGAUAGGCUCGUUUUUUUUCCUAACAGAAAAGCAAAGAACACCGAUUGAGGACUGGUCAAGUGAGUUACCGCGACCGGGAAUACAAAUUUAAUUAAAUUACAGUUACUACAGAAGUACACGUGUAUAAUAAUAAUAAUUGGAACAAUAAAUAAGUAGAAGUAAAAAAAUUA